Gadus morhua (Atlantic cod) is the source of this 2855-nucleotide messenger RNA. RefSeq names its product zinc finger protein 365 (gene znf365). Bases 6 to 1538 code for a protein of 510 amino acids. Gene Ontology annotation, biological process: regulation of neuron projection development; regulation of DNA strand resection involved in replication fork processing; telomere maintenance. The record is from RefSeq and is a predicted model, not a curated record. The transcript is spliced from 6 exons. Lineage: Eukaryota; Metazoa; Chordata; Actinopteri; Gadiformes; Gadidae.
GGGGGAUGUGUAGGUCGAUGACGAGACGCGACCCCCUGCUGCGCUUGUAUCUCCAGGCGAGUCUACGGUGUCCUCCGUCGGUCCCUCCCGCCAGCGUGACUCUCGCCGAGGAGACGCCCCCCGCGACAUGGCAGCCCCGUAGGACCCUGGAACGCGUGGUCAUGCAGCAGGCGUUGGGCUCCAGACCCGCUGAAGGCCUCAGCAGCGUAAGGGGGGGGCUAUCGCUGGGCUGCUCCCGAUGUGCGGGGAGGGACCGCCCCGGGACCCUGGCCUCGCUGCGGACCACCAUGAAGCCCCUCCCCCAGCGCCCCCCCGGUGCCCCCCCCCUGGGGCCCAGCGGGGGGCGACGGUCUCCCCCCAGGAGGCGCCGGACCAGGAGCGCCGGCGUGGGCCCCAAGGACGAGGAGGAGGAGGUGGUGGAGGAGGAGGAUGCCAGGAAAAAUGCGGAAGGUCUGAGUCGGAUCCUCUUCCUCAGUCUACCCAGUCCGCCUCACCCAAGACCACCCACCGACCCGGGUCCAGACCCAAGACCACCCACAGGCCCGGGUCCAGACCCAAGACCCCCCACAGACCCGGGUCCAGACCCAAGACCCCCCACAGACCCGGGUCCAGACCCAAGACCCCCCACAGACCCGGCUCCAGACCCAAGACCACCCACAGACCCGAGUCCAGACCCAAGACCAGCGCCUGGAGGUGGGUCAGACCCAGACCCUAGACCAGUGCCUGGAGGUGGGUCAGACCAAGACCCUAGACCAGCGCCUGGAGGUGGGUCAGACCCAGACCCUAGACCAGCGCCAGGAGGUGGGUCAGACCCAGGGGUUCCAGGGCCGUCUGUGGAGUUUGGAGGAAGGGAUGUUCGGACCGAUGUCUCCCGGUGGGCGGGGCUGGAGGCGGCGGUGCGUGGCCGGCUCGCCGUGCUGCUGCACGCGGCCGACGGCAGCAUGCAGCGCCGGCUAGCACGUGUCAGCUGGGAGCUAGCCCGCACGGACACAGAGCUGCUGUGUGAGCGCGCUCACUGGCGCCACCUGGCCCGCGAGCGGCAGGAGGCGGCGGAGCGGCAGCGCGCGCUGAGCCGCCAGGUGGACGUGGCCGUCAGCGUGAUCGCCGCCCUGAGGGAGCAGCUCAACGCCUCGGAGGACCGGCUGGAGCAGCGCGAGAGAGAGGCGCUGAGCAUCCAGAGCUUUUUGGCGGCGGCGGCGCGGCAGGAGGCCAGCGGGAGGCUCCGCCUCCAGCGCUUCAUCGAGGCGCUGCUGGAGCGGAUCGCCCUCGCAGAGCGGCGGGUCCGGUCCUACCAGGGGGAGGAGCACGCCGACUGCCAGAGGAACCGCCCCCCCACACAGCAGCUCGCUGAGCAAGCUCGCCACAGGAUGUCCAAGAGCAGGUCAGCAGGGGGUCAACCAUACUCUGGUUUCCAUGACAACAGGAGCUCCUCCUCUUCUUCCAGGCCCAGCCUGGACCAGGACCUGGACCAAGACCAGGACCCGGGGUGGGUCUGGGAGCCCAGACAGCGCUGCAGGUCCCUGGGCUACGAUGUCUAGAGGGGACCUCCUCCUGCAGGAGACUGGCUAGGACCUGGACCUGGACCUGGACCUGGACCUGGACCUGGACCUGGAUCUGGACCUGGACCUGGACCUGGACCUGGACCUGGACCUCCACCACUAGAGACCCUCACAACCACCAGAACUAGAACAUUAUAACACAACAAUACACACAACGACACUAGAACCAUUAGAACCACAACAACAAUAUAACCCAACAACAAACCCCACACAAGGAGAACAGCAUUAUAGAACAACACAACAACAAUAGAAUAUAAUCUAACAAUGGUAUAGCAAAACACAACACAAUAACACAACAUAACUACACAUACAUACAUGAUAAUAACACAAGAGCAGUAUAUAACACAAGAUCACUAUAUCAACACAAUGAGACCACGCAACGUCCCCUAAACCCUUAGCCUCGUUACACAACCGGUUACUAACGGUUACUGUCUUCUGAAUGUAGCCCCGGGGUCCUGCUUUAACUUUUGACCUUUGACCUUUAACCUCUGGACUAUGGCUCUGGGUGAUGGAGUCUGCUGAUCACUGCUACACACACACACACACACACACACACACACACACACACACACACACACACACACACACACACACACACACACACACACACACACACACACACACCUGUAUGUAGUAUACUGCCCAUCGGCCCGGUCUCUGGGGUUAUACGUAUCUCUGCUGUAAAUGGUUCUGGGUUUUUAACUGUUAGUAUAUUUUGUAAAUUCUGUGUCCAGAACUUGUGGUAGGAGAACAUUUAAACUGAUAAUUAAUAAAAGAAGGUACAUUAAUUGUGUGUGUGUGUGCGUGUGCGUGCGUGUGUGUGUGUGUGCAUGUAUGUGCGUGUUUGUGCUAGCUAUAAAAGGUGUUUUAGGCAUAGCAUCAGGGCUAAUUCAGCGCUCAAGGGAUUCUGGCAGCAGAUGUCUCAGAGCGACACGAAGCAGCACAUAGAAAACACAGACUUCCUGGUGGUUCAGUAACGCUAUGACGUCACGUGGUAGAGUCAUGUGAUGACGUCAAGGUGGUAGAGUAAGUUGAUGACGUCACGGUGGUAGAGUAAGGUGAUUACAUCGUGUUGGUAGAGUAAAGUUAGGACGUCAUGGUGUAGAGAAACGUUAUUAUGGUACAGUUACGUUUUGACAUUACGGUGGGAUGUUACGUUAUGACGUCACUGCGGUAGACUUAAGUUAUGACGUCAAGGUGUUAGAGUUUCCUAUGUUCUGUUUGUAGAGCUCAUUAGAGGAACACUCUGUAUAGCACUGUACUGUGAAGAUCUGAAUUAAACAUGUAUCCAACAUC